This is a messenger RNA of Quercus robur (English oak), 1761 nucleotides long. RefSeq names its product protein ELC-like. Gene Ontology annotation, molecular function: ubiquitin binding. Gene Ontology annotation, biological process: protein modification process; protein transport; endosome to lysosome transport. The coding region runs from base 216 to 1418 and encodes 400 amino acids. The transcript is spliced from 2 exons. Gene Ontology annotation, cellular component: ESCRT I complex. The record is from RefSeq and is a predicted model, not a curated record. NCBI's taxonomy places the organism in Eukaryota, Viridiplantae, Streptophyta, Magnoliopsida, Fagales, Fagaceae.
ACUACUCCUUGCGAAACAAACAACACGCUGACACCGUGACACGCAUAAAUCUCAAAAACUUCCUUAAGAAGCACAAAAAAAAAAAAAAAAAAAAAAUUCCCCCAUUCUCUUUCCUCCUCAACAAAAUCCCCAUUUCCUCUCAUAUUUUUAAAGGUCCGAACAUCCCUCGCAAAACCCAUACACACACCAACACCAACAACAAAAAAAAAAAAAAUAUGGAGACCCAACAAUUCCUAAGCUCCGUCCUCUCCCAACGCGGGCCUUCCGCCCUCCCAUACUCCGAAGACACCAAAUGGCUAAUCCGCCAGCACCUCGUUGCUUUAACCUCCGCAUACCCAUCUCUAGACCCCAAAACCGCCACCUUCACCCACAACGACGGCCGCUCCGUCAACCUCCUCCAGGCCGAAGGCACCAUCCCGGUUUCCUUCCAGUCCGUCACCUACAACAUCCCGAUCAUAAUCUGGCUCAUGGAGUCCUACCCCCGCCACGCGCCCUGCGUCUACGUCAACCCCACGCGCGACAUGAUCAUCAAGCGCCCUCACCCUCACGUCAAUCCUUCGGGCCUUGUGGCAAUCCCUUACCUACAGAAUUGGAUCUACCCGAGCUCCACCCUCGUCGAACUCGCCCGGAAUCUCAGCCUCCACUUCGGCCGCGAUCCGCCGCUCUACUCGCAGCGCCGGCCGAACCCUAACCCUAGCCCUAAUUUUAACCCUUAUGGCCCCACUCACGCGCCGGCGGCGGCGGCCUACACGCGCCCUGCGAUUCCUCCGCCGCGGUCCUACCCGGCUUCCCCUUACGGUGCUGCCGCGGCGGUGGCGGCGCAGACGGAGGAUCCGUCGGAGGUGUUCAAGAGGAAUGCGGUGAACAAGCUCGUCGAGAUGGUGCACGGCGAGGUGGUUUCGAUGAGGAAGACGCGUGAGGCGGAGAUGGAAGGGAUGUUCAACGCGCAGUCGGUGCUCCGGUACCGGGAGGAUCAGCUGAGGAAAGCGGUGAAGGAAAUGCACGACGAGAAGGAAGGGUUGGAGCAGCAGUUGCAGAUGGUUCUGAUGAAUGCGGAUAUUCUCGAAUCUUGGUUGAGAGAGAACGAAGCGAAGGUGCGUAGCUUCGGAGAAGGUGUGGACGUGGACGACGCGUUCGAGUGUAUGGACGCGUUGUCGAAGCAGAUGAUGGAUUGCACGGCGGCGGACUUGGCGAUCGAGGACGCCGUGUACGCGCUCGACAAGGCGGCGCAGGAGGGGGCGGUGCCGUUCGAUCUGUACUUGAGGAAUGUGAGGCUCUUGUCGCGCGAGCAGUUCCUUCAUCGCGCCACCGCCACGAAAGUCAGGGCUGCGCAAAUGCAGACUCAGGUGGCUAAUAUGGCUGCUCGGAUAUCGCACUAUGGUGGGGAUCCUGAUGCGUUGCCGCGUGUUCGAGCUUGAUUUUGAUUUGCUACACGCUGCUCUGUGCCUUCUAAUUGCUGCAUUGGAAAUGUUCUGCAAGGCUUGGACGUCCAACACUAGAAAUUUUUUAUGUGCCAUGUACUUGAUCCACAAUAGUACAUGACAGUAUGUGAAUAUAUAACUAUGUACAUAUUUUCUUUCGCAAAUGAAAUUUGUAUAUCAUGUAUGACAAACAUGACCUUAUUGCACGGGAAUUUUCAGUUUCAAUCCCUUAAAAUAAAAGCCCGUUUUCAUUAGUUUGUAUAUUUGGGAUCCAUAAAGCCGAUCUCAAUUUUAUUGGGAUUAAGGCUUUAGUUAAGUUCAUAAAUAUUCUUUAUGUUCU